AACUAAACAACAUACAAAGAACAUUUAAUUUAAAAUAACAUAUAACAUUUAGAAACACGAGAUGGAGAAGAUAGUGAUUUGUAUUAUAGGAUCGGGCAACUGGGCAACGACCAUAGCUCGCAAUGUGGGCAGGAAUGUGAUAAAUUCGCAAACCCUUGAUGAAAAGGUGCCCAUGUAUGUGUACGAGGAGAUAGUUGAUGGUCGUAAGCUCACCGAAAUCAUCAACACCACCCACAUAAAUGUCAAGUAUAUGCCGAACUUUGAACUGCCACCAAACAUUGUGGCCGUGGAUGAUAUUGUGGCAACGGCAAGGGAUGCCGAUAUAAUAAUAUUUGCCAUUCCGCCUACUUUUGUGAGCAGCUGCUGCAAGACACUCUUGGGCAAAGUUAAGCCCACGGCCCAUGCCGUUUCGCUGAUCAAGGGAUUUGAGCGCGGCGACGAUGGGCAGUUCGUCCUGAUUUCCCAAAUAAUUAUGCGACAGCUAAAGAUUCCAUGUUCAGUCCUAGUGGGCUGUAAUUUGGCCCACGAAAUAGCUCAUGAUCACUUUGCCGAGGGAACAGUUGGCUGUCGAGAUCAGAAGUAUUAUCGAGUGCUGCACGACAUCUUCAAGUCGCCCACAUUUCGAGUGGUUGUCACCGAGGAUGCAGACUGUGUGGAGAUUUGUUCCACGUUGAGGAACAUAAUUGCCUUUGCGGCUGGCUGUUCAGAUGGAAUGGAGCUGAAUGAAAACACCAAGGGAGGAAUCAUUCGGAGGGGUUUUCUGGAAAUGCUCCAAUUUGUGGAUGUUUUUUACCCGGGUUGCCGCAUGGGAACUUUCUUUGAGUCCUGCGGUAUAUCCGAUUUGGUCACCAGUUGCUAUGCCAAUCGAAAUCGCAAGUUGGCUGAGGCCUUUGUGAAGACAGGUAAGCCACUGAGUGAACUGGAGCACAUCCUUAUACCAGGACAUGAGCCUCUGGGUCCCGUGACAGCUGAACUAGUGCAUCACAUGCUGAAGAAGAAGGGUUUGGAGGAUAAAUUUCCCCUUUUCACAUGUGUGUACAGGAUCUGCACUGGGGACUAUCCGCUGCACCGCCUGGGGGAAACUCUGAUUAAAGCACGCGAAGACAUCUUCCACCCGAUGCAUACAUUCCAGCUCUGAGGCGCUGCUUUCAAUGUUUAUUAAGAUUUAAAUAAAACAAAUUCGCAUCCCAAA
Messenger RNA from Drosophila elegans, 1192 nucleotides. It is a transcript of the gene Gpdh2, whose product is annotated as glycerol-3-phosphate dehydrogenase [NAD(+)], cytoplasmic. Lineage: Eukaryota; Metazoa; Arthropoda; Insecta; Diptera; Drosophilidae. The record is from RefSeq and is a predicted model, not a curated record. Gene Ontology annotation, molecular function: NAD binding; protein homodimerization activity; glycerol-3-phosphate dehydrogenase [NAD(P)+] activity. The transcript is spliced from 7 exons. Gene Ontology annotation, biological process: glycerol-3-phosphate catabolic process; carbohydrate metabolic process. Bases 62 to 1138 code for a protein of 358 amino acids. Gene Ontology annotation, cellular component: glycerol-3-phosphate dehydrogenase (FAD) complex; cytosol.